Brugia malayi is the source of this 1308-nucleotide messenger RNA. RefSeq lists its product as uncharacterized. Gene Ontology annotation, biological process: cell surface receptor protein tyrosine kinase signaling pathway. Gene Ontology annotation, cellular component: cytoplasm. The record is from RefSeq and is a predicted model, not a curated record. The coding region runs from base 1 to 1308 and encodes 435 amino acids. NCBI's taxonomy places the organism in Eukaryota, Metazoa, Nematoda, Chromadorea, Rhabditida, Onchocercidae. The transcript has 9 exons.
AUGGGUAACUGUAUGAGUCAAACAGGUCAACGAGAAUUUUUAAAAAAUUUCCAAAAUGCAGCAAAUCGAGGAGGUGAAGCAAGAGUUGGAGGAGCUUUUAUGAAUGAUGAUCCAGAAGCUUUUCAAGUAUUCGUUAAGAAAAGAAAUAAAUUUAUUCCAGGAACAUUAAAAGUGACCGAAAAUGAGAUUGUUUUUAUUCGUUCACGAUGCGAAACGUUAAAUUGGCCAUUACAUUUUUUACGUCGCUAUGGUUUUACGUCAGCUGGAAUUUUCUUUUUUGAAAGUGGACGAAGAUGUAGUAGCGGUGAAGGUUUACAUACGUUUCAAUCACAUCAAGCAGAAGCAAUUUUUCAGCUUGUACAAUCUCGCAUCCAAGAUAAUGCAAAUAUGGGUAUAGCAAUACGUGAAGCUCGUGCGCAAUCGGUUACGGGAAGCUAUCAUAGUGUUCAUAAUAUUCCUUCUAGCUAUACUGGUACACGUAUUCAACCAAUACAACGAUAUUCUAGUGAAGGAACAGCAAAUGUUGGUGAUUGUUCACCCUCAGCAUGUGGUAUCACCAAUUAUCAUCGACCACUGAACCGAUUUAAUCAUCGACAACUUCUCUUCCAAAUACCGAAACGACCUCGAAGCAUUGCUGGACCAGCACAUACAGCUGUUUGGCCUUUGCCACCACCAUCUUAUCAUUCACCUCGAUCAUGCUUCAAUCGACCAGCCUUUAUGGGAAACAUUGUAAGUGAGCAUGUGCUUCAACGCCAGCCAUCCGAAUUGAGUACCUGUGAUCAUUCUUAUGUCAAUGUUCUUCCACAACGUCGUUCCGCUACUUCAUCACCACAAUGUGUAUCACCGGUUCUAAGGGAAUUUGCUUCCAGCAGCCAUUUCACUUUUGGUUCAACAGAACAAAAUCUUGGCAUGACAGACUUUGGCUCACAACGAUUCAAUACACCUGUCACUGGACUGUCACAUCGCUAUCCACCUUGUGGCUUUCUAUGCUCCUAUGAUAGACCAUCUCUCAAUUCUUAUGUUAAUGCUCGACAGGAUUCAGGAGUGAGUGAUCGUGAAACAACGCCACCACAACUUGAUUAUGCAUUAGUAGCGGUAGGAAUAACUGAGGAAGGUUCACCCUCAACUCUCAGGGCCAAUCAAUCCAAUACACGUAACGAUUUAGCAUCUGUUGGCUUAACAACCAAUGUAAAUUACACAAAAAUUGAUUUAGAAAAGACUCGAGCUAUAGAAGUGGCAGCAAGUACGGUGGAAAAAGAAAAUCCACGACGACGGCAUUUUACAACAAAUGGACAAUUAGAUAAUUAA